This is a messenger RNA of Mugil cephalus (flathead mullet), 3321 nucleotides long. RefSeq names its product gastrula zinc finger protein XlCGF57.1-like. The transcript has 2 exons. Bases 165 to 2099 code for a protein of 644 amino acids. Gene Ontology annotation, biological process: regulation of cytokine production; negative regulation of transcription by RNA polymerase II; regulation of immune system process. Lineage: Eukaryota; Metazoa; Chordata; Actinopteri; Mugiliformes; Mugilidae. The record is from RefSeq and is a predicted model, not a curated record.
UGCCGGCCUGCUGCGUCAUUGGUCGAAGAUUCACGGAGAGUCACGAGUCAGAGAACAUCCCAACACGAGCGAGUAGCGUGGUUGUGUUUCUUUGUGUGUGUGUGUUGAGCUUGAAGACGGGUGUGUCGUGUCGUCAGACAAAUCUUUGAGCUGUUGCAGUAACAAUGUCUUCAAAUGAGAAUAUGUCAGAGUCGAUCAUCGAACCGAUAACUGCUGCUCCCGAAGAAAUGUUUGAGAGAACUGUCGUCCAGUCCGAAGAAGACAUCGAUCAUCAGGGCAGACUGCUGGAUAUCACCUGGAAACCCGAGAUGAAGUUAUACAAAAUAGACCUCCCACAGCAACAUGUCUGUAUGAAGGAGGAGGUUCUCACUGAGCAGCAGCUCUGUAGCCAGGAGAGGAACUCCAGUUUGGACCAGGAGGAACAAGAACCUCCACAGAUUAAAGAGGAACAGGAGGAACUACAGCCCCCACAGUUGAAAGAGGAAUAUGAGGAACCAGAAUUUAUACAGAUUAAAGAGGAACAGGAGGAACCAGGACCUGUACAGAUUAAAGAGGAACAUAAGGAACUCUGCAAUCGUCAUUGGGAAGAGCAUUUUAUACUGAAACAGGAGACUGAUUCCUUGGUCGAGACUCAUACUGAUGAGGAAAGUGAGCACAGUGAACCAGAACCAAACAGUGACCAAUUCUUCUCUCCCGACUCUCUUUUAGCGGAGAGUCCAGAUCAGGAAGAGCUGAAUCCAAAGAAGAAAGGUCACAGAGACACAAGUCACAGUAACAAUGUAGCCAGCUCUCCCAUGUCAGAGAGUCAGUGCGAUACUGACACAAAGUAUAUAACAUGCGACAUCUGUGGAAAAGCCUAUAUGAACAUUUAUAUUUUGAUGAGACAUUACAGAGUCCACACUGGUGACACACUGAAUCCUUACAAUACAUGUGAUAAAAGUUUACUGAAGGGAAGUGAUUCGACUUUGCUCAACAGUAUUCACUCAGAUGGGAAGCCAUAUUCUUGCAAAACAUGUGGGAAACGUUUCAGUAAAAAUAGGGAUUUGACUACACACAUGAGGACUCACACAGGUGAGAAGCUGUACAGUUGUAACUUAUGUGAUAAAACCUUUGCUCGAUGUACUUCUUUAGCUAAGCACAAGAGGACUCACACAGGAGAGAAGCGUUUCACAUGCAAAACAUGUGGGAAAUGUUUCUAUGAAAACUGUGAUUUGACUCAGCACAUGAGGACUCACACAGGUGAGAAGCCAUAUCGUUGUAACACAUGUGGUAAAACCUUCACUCAAAGAGGUAAUUUAACGGACCACGUGAGGACUCACACAGGUGAGAAGCCAUAUGGUUGUGACACAUGUGGUAAAACCUUCAAUCACAGAGUUACUUUAAUGGAUCACAUGAGGAUUCACACAGGUGAGAAACCGUUCUCUUGCAAAAUAUGUGGGAGAUGUUUCCGUUUAAGUAUUUCUUUAACUGCUCACAUGAGGACUCACACAGGUGAGACGCCGUACAGUUGUGACACAUGUGGUAAAACCUUCACUCAAAAGAGUAAUUUAAUGAACCACAUGAUGAUUCACACAGGUGAGAAGCCGUUCUCAUGCAAGAUAUGUGGUAAACGUUCCCGUCAAAAGCAUGAUUUGACUAAGCACAUGAGGAUUCACACAGGUGAGAAACCAUAUGGUUGUGACAUGUGUGGUAAAGCCUACAGUCAAAAAGGUGCUUUAACAGCCCACAUGAGGAUUCACACAGGUGAGAGACCAUCUUCUUGCAAGACAUGUGGGAAGUGUUUCUAUAAAAAUAGGGAUUUGGCUCACCACAUGUGGACUCACACGGGUGAGAAGCCGUACAGUUGUGAGACAUGUGGUAAAAGGUUCACUGUAAGUACUGCUUUAACGAAGCACAUGAGGAUUCACACAGGUGAGAAGCCAUUCUCUUGCAAGACAUGUGGGAAAUGUUUCUAUGAAAACUGUGAUUUGACCCAGCACAUGAGGACUCACACAGGUGAGAAGCCGUAUGCUUGUGGCACAUGUGGUAAAGCUUUUGCUGUACAAUGCAAUUUAAAGACUCACAUGAAGACUCACACACGUGACAAGCUGUCAUCCUGACAAUUGAUUUAAUUCUUUUCUAAGAUGUUGGUUUUGACUUCAGAUACAUCCUGGAGAAACCUGGGGCAAUUUCCUAAAGAUUCUUAGUGCUGAGAGCUGCUCCUAGUGGCCAAAAUUUAAGAACAGUCUUAGAACCUUGAUGUUCUAACAAUAUACCCCCCUAAAAAACAGUAGAUCCUGGUAAAUACAAAGGGUAUUCGUAAAGAGUCUUGACUCUUAACAGAGCUCGUAAUGUGAGAUCUGAUAAGAGCACUUGGCUCUAAGAGGCAGGAGAGAAUGACUGAGUGAAUUAAAAGCUACAGGUUUGAUCACGCAGGAAUCUGGCCUGUUAGAAAUCACAGACAUUGAUGAAAACUGUGCCUUUUUGUUUUACUAUUUUUGUGCAAAAAUUACCAGCAUGCUAAAUGAAUGUAAGCAAAUAAAUAUAACUAUUAGCAAGUGAUUACUGUGCAUAUGGACCUGGGUUUUCACGCAUUUUUCUUCAACAAUUUUCUAUAUUUAAGUCUAUUGAUUUGAUGGACCAUUAGAUGCUCAGCACCAAAAGUGUAUUUUUGUCUGCCUUUCAGGAUCAACCAAUCACACUUUUUGAAAUGAUGUAUCAUACUUGUCAACAGGGUCAAUCACAUCUCCUCACUAAGAUCAGAGUUUCUGUCCGAUCCUUGCCCAGAGUUCUCUUAGAAUGUCCUGGAACCACUAAGAAUCUAAGAGUUCUUCGGAGCUCACUGAGAGGAAUAAUGGGGAAUACAAGCCCUGGUCAUUUAACAGAUUGAAGGCGACAUCUCCCUCUGCCUGGGACGACCUUCUAGGUUCUAGCUCCAAGUCCUGUUGUAAGCAGUACCAUUUUAUGACCACUUUAACGCAACGGUUGUGCAGAAGCCACAGGACAAAGACAAGAUAAGACAAACGACAACCAGACUGUUUUAAUGGCAGGAACUCAAACAAUAUGGUUAAUAAAUCAACUCUUCCAGGGGCUGUAGUACCAUGUAAAGAAACUGACAAUGUAUCAGGGACUUUAGUGCAUGUCAAACUGUGUGAGCUUGUUUUAUGACAUCUGGUGACAUCUGGUUUUGACCAGUGUCAGACUGAACACUCAACAUGGGGCUGGUAAACUGUGCAUAUGUGGAAACAGAAAUGUGGAAAACAGACUGUGUCAGAGUAAAUACAUAGACACACCAAUAAACAUUUAAAAUAUAUAUAAAUAUAAUAAAUGCGUUAAUAUAAA